AUGGCUUCGUCCAUGUCACCAAAUCAGACCCCUCCGGCAAGCCUUAUUGGCGGGCCUUCGGACCAGGAUAAAAGUCCUCUGUCGUCUCUGAAUCUGAACUUUCUCAAAACAUUGACUGAAAAGAGGACCACAAAGGACGGACAGCCACAAAAGCGGAGGGGGCCGAAGCCAGACAGCAAGCCAGCCCUGACAAGGCGACAGGAGCUAAAUCGACAGGCGCAGCGAACGCAUCGAGAGCGCAAAGAACUGUACAUCAAAGCUCUCGAGGACGAAGUGCUCCGGCUCAAGGAAGUUUUCAGUAACAUUUGCCAAGACAAGGAGCGGCUCGUCGAAGAGAAUCGCCAACUCAGGGCUUUGCUCUCUCAAAAUGGAAUGGCUACCGGAGUUGUGACUGGUGCUAGUAGCGUGGUAGACGAGACGACGAGCAAUCCGAGCAUCGGCUACACGUCGAGUGCGAGCAUGUCGGGCGGCUAUGUCCCGGCAUCCAGCAACACGAGUCUCUUCACGCCGCCACCACUGUCUGCGAAUGCCAUGAGCCAGCGGGGCGGAGGCAUCUCGCCGAGCAGCGCGACCUCGGCGCACAGUCACCACCACAACCAACCACGUCAGCCGGGACGGAAUCCAAAUCUGGAUUAUGACCAGGCCGGCAUCGACUUUGUGUUAACUCUUGAGAAGCCAUGUAUGAACCAUAUGCCGUGGCUCAUAGAGCGAGGCGUCGAGACGGGCCAUGAGCCGUGUGGGCACGCCCUCAUGGCCUCCUGCCCGCCAGAGCCGUUUUCCGACCUGAGCGCCGACGUGCCGUUCGGCUACAGCAAUAUUAGGGCCAGCAACAAUAAGCCCAGCACACUGGACGUCGCCACCGGGGUCGCCCAACGCACGUGGGAACUGAACAAGACGGAUUUGGCCACGCUCUUGGACCUGAGCAAGCGGCUCGACCUCGACGGCGAAAUCACCCCGGUCAUGGCCUGGGGGAUGGUGCUUGCGCAUCCUAGGCUGAGCGAGUUGAGGGAAGAGGAUUUUGUGAGGCUAACGGAGGAAUUGAGCAGCAAGGUUCGAUGCUACGGCUUCGGUGCCGUGAUGGAGGAGUUUGAGGUACGGGAUGCACUGGAGAGCAUCUUUGCGGCCAAGGCGGAAUUAGGCGUGGGCUAUUGA
Canariomyces notabilis is the source of this 1152-nucleotide messenger RNA. RefSeq names its product BZIP-type transcription factor. The transcript is spliced from 6 exons. Gene Ontology annotation, molecular function: transcription cis-regulatory region binding; DNA-binding transcription activator activity, RNA polymerase II-specific. Gene Ontology annotation, cellular component: RNA polymerase II transcription regulator complex. The coding region runs from base 1 to 1152 and encodes 383 amino acids. Gene Ontology annotation, biological process: regulation of DNA-templated transcription. NCBI's taxonomy places the organism in Eukaryota, Fungi, Ascomycota, Sordariomycetes, Sordariales, Chaetomiaceae. The record is from RefSeq and is a predicted model, not a curated record.